GCGAAGGUGUUGAUCUUGCUGGAGAUCAAGGAUGGACUGAGCCAGAGUCUGAGGCUCAUGUGAGCUCGGUGAUGCGGCAACUCAACGAGAUCGUUGACGAGGUUCGACGGGAUUGGAUUCCGCCGGCCCAGGAUGAGUUUGUUAUGACCCGAGAGGCAAGUGUCAAAGUUCGGAUGGCCGAAUUGGAGCAUAGGAUCGCGAGUGAUCUCGGUGAGAUGCUGGGGAAGGAUCUGCCAGGAUCGGUGAACUUACUGAGAGGACCUCAGGUGAAUGGAGUGAGUAGCCUGAACAACGAUCAAAUGGCCAACUGGUGGCUCAUUGAUUCUGGUGCUUCGGUGACAGUGAUUGCCAAGAAGUUUCUCGAUGACUUCACGGUGAUGUCGAGGAUGCCUUUGUGCCCAAGCGAGAGGUAUUCAGCGGCAAAUGAACGGGAUUCGUAUAUUGGAAUGGUCCCUGUGAUGGUGACUGGAGUUGUAGCUGACGUUGGUCACAACAUCUUGAGCACUGAGCACAUGGUUGCUACCGGCUGGGAAGUGAAGUUUUCGAAGGCGGAGAUUUCGCUUCGUCGGGUGAAAGGAGGAUUGGUUGGAUAUGGACAGUCCUGGGCUGGAUGCCCAUGGAUUUAUCUGCAAGGUGCAGACACGUCAACCAAGAAAGUGACCUUUGGAAGGACACAUGUUAAGAUGGAUGUCGACCAAGAGGAUUCGUCAAGUCCCAUGGAAGUUGGGAACGUGUCGGCUAUGACGGUGAAGAUGAAAGAGGACAUGAAUCUGUUGGUGGAGUUGAAAGAGCAGUUCGGUUUGGUCUACUGUGCUGCCAUGCACAAUCAUCAUUCGGCUGCGUUUGAUGGAAAGAAGUCUCCUCAGGAGUUGGUUUUGCAGAGACCACUGGCGGAGUGUGCAUCCACGUUGAUCGGGAUGACGGUACUUGCGGAAUUACCGGAUAGUAUGAAGAAGACUUCUUUGUCGAGAUUCGUGGAAGCAGCUUACUUGUAUCCAGAAGUUGGUGGCUUGACCCAUGUGGUGAGUUCUAUGGUGAAUGGGACGCCACAUCACUAUCGGGCGAAGUCGAUAAAGCAUAUCACUCCUCUGAAGGUUGGAAUGGAGCAUUGUGGACAUUUGCUCAAGGCCUAUGAUCCUAGCGAUACAUUGGCACCUCCCAUCUUGAAAGAGUUGGAUGAUGGGAUACCUUCUGAAGUUGAGGGUGAAGUCGACAAAGCAUUUGAAGGAAAGGUGUCACAAGGACCUACCACAGACAUGAGUCAGGUAGGACCACCUGCGGCAUGGGUACGAGAGCAUGGAGGAACACCUGGAUGUCCAGCGUGUGGUGAGAAGCGUGGAAAAGCCAAUCACAAUGCUGCCUGCAAACGGAGGUAUGAUAAGUGGUUGAAGGACCAACGUGAGAGGUUGGUUGUUGAAGGGGAACAAAAGACGGUUGGAGGUGAACCUGGAUCUAGAUCAGGAUCGACCGCGGCUCCGAAGGUUUCUUCAGAAGCGAGAAGCUCUGAGGAUGCGGGGGUGCCUCUUGUCAGUGCACCUUCGUUGAAGCGUCCAAAGACCAGUCAUGAGACUACCGGCCUGGAAGGCGAAGAGCCCUCAGCGGCGUCCAAGCCAGAUGUGAUUGAUGUGGAGAUGUUUGAGGAUCCAAGUAUUCCUUAUGAAAACAUUCCAGAUGAGGAGAUGCCUCCGGGAUACUUUGAAGAUGAACAGCCUAUGGAGAUUGAUAAGGGAGUAGCUGAAGAGGCUGCGGCAAUGAACGUCGAGUCUGAAAGUUUUACCAGUGCUUUUGAGGAAGCAAGUGCGCCGAAGUUAGCCAAAGUGGUGAAUGCUGUUCUGAUUGAAAAGAACACUGUGUAUCCCGAGCAAGUACAGAUGUGUGGAUCGAAAGUUUGGUUGACCAAGAUGAAGAGUGCGUUGUCUGAGCUGGAUGGGAUCAUCCCUACACGAUGGGUACUUGGACCCAAGGUUGUGAACGGGAAAGAGGCAGUGCGUCUGAGUGCGACCACGCCGUCGUUGGAAGCUUUGCGAACUCUCUUGGCCAUUGCUGCCAAAGAUUCGAUGGAUAUUGCUACCCUGGAUGAAACGGGUCGCAUCACUCCGACUGGAGGAAGAAUUGUCUUCUUGGGAAGAGAGAUUGAGAGGAAUGGUGAGCAUCUACGGAUGAGAGUUCCACCGAAGUACAUGGAAAGUUUGUUUGAGACAGAUUUUUGCAAGGACCUGAAGGUGGUGAGUAGUCCUCCGGAUCUUGUGAAGAUCAUUGAGAAGGGUCGCGCUGAUCCUGAAAAGGAUAGCGUGUUGUCGGAGGCUGCUGCGAUGCGCUAUCGAGCGGUUCUUGGAAGGAUUGCUUGGUGGGGCCAGUCUCGUCCAGACUUGGCUCGUUGGAUGUCGAUUCUUUCCCAAGGUCAGUCGAAGCCUACGGCGUGUUUUGAGCAUGCUUUGAGGCAAGUGAUUCGUUUCUUGAAAGGCCAGUAUCUGUGUUGGUCUUACUUUGGUCCUGGGGGUGAGGUCCCAGACGGAGGAUCUGCCACGCUUGAUGUGUAUGCGGAUGCGAGUUGGGCACCGCAAGAAAGUGAAGGACUGGCAACGCUGAUUGGACAAUUGGCUGGGUCCAAAGUCGAGAUUAGGAUUUGCGGAAUUCGGUUCUCUCGCAGCGACUCUGGUUCAAGCGCCACGCAAGCUAGCACAUCUGUGGAAGUCGUACCUUUGUUGAAGGACGACAUGACGGAUUCAAAGGCGGAUACCCUGAAGGGAUCCGUGGAGGCACCAUACUGGUGCAAGCAAUGCAAAUGGCUGUUUAAGACAGACCAUUCCCAUGGACUGGGAUGGACGGAUGAGUACAAGCCCAGGUGUGAGAAGUGCCAGGGCGUGAUAAGUGUUUGGGGAUCCAAUGCCUCCCACGCCUUUCAUCUCCGAGAGGGAGAGAAAGAGAAGCGGUUUCCGAAAGGCGGCAAAGGGGAAGGCAAGUCCUCCCAGUGGGUGCAAGGCGAUGGUGGAAAAGGUGAUGGCACCAAUCUGGGUGAAAGCUCGAUGGCGAAAGCUACGCCAAAGCCUGAAGGGCCACCGAGUGUGGCAACUAUGUUUCCAGAGCUUAAUGGGAGUGAGGUGCCAGCAUGGUACACUGAGCUCUGGGGGAAGAUGGGCAUCCGAGGAGCCCCUCUUGAUCAGGUGGAUCUCCAACCUUUGGUGGAAUCCUUGCCGGCUGAGGAUCAGGAGUGGUAUAAGAAGAGCUUUGAGAAGCUCAGCCACCCGAACUUUGCUGUGUUUGAGCAUGGGGAUCCGAUGCCGGGCAAAGUGGUGACAGUCCUGGAUAUGAGAUCGCAGUAUGGUGGCAAGUCUGUCAUCUGGGAGACAACUGUGAAUGGAGGUUGCAUCUACGUUGAAAUGGGCCCGGGGUUGAGUGGUUUGGCAGUGCUCAUGUUUGUGCAGUACCUGAAGAGGAAGGGGUUCUUGGUGCUUAUCCUUUUGAGUGGGGAUCAGGACCCAGGGAUCUUGCGGAUGAUGGAUCUGCUUUACACACUUCCCAUCCUGGGAGUGGAGAGAUGCACAAAGGGUGAUCUGGAGACCACCUCCCAUCCUCCCUGGGUGUGCCGAUGGAAAGAGCAUGCUCAGAAUGGCAACGUGGUGUUCAAGGCUGUGCUUUCCAAGGUGUGUUGGAUGUCUGAUUUGACAUGCCAGACACUCAAGGCUUUCGACUCUAAGGUGAAGGACCUCGGGAAGCCGUUGCCUCUGUGGGCCUACUUUGCGUACACCAACAAUGAUGUGGUGCAGGAAAGUUUGAUUGUGGAAUGCGAUCACAUGGCUGUGAAGGUUCCCAAUGGGGUGCUUGAGAGCAUCCGUGAGCCUAUGAUCUGGCAGUGUGACUGCGCGUGGCAUAUGGCCACGGACUACACAAGCAGGUUCACUACGAACCUCCCGUGCAUCCUGUGGGAGCACAUCUGGAAGUUUUUGGGUGGGAACACUCAGAAGCUGAUGGAUGUUGAGCUCGGUUUGGAACAGGCUGUGUUAGCAGCCGUGGCUUUGCAUGACCUCGAGGUGGAAACUGAGAACAAGAGGAAGAGGCGUGCGGAGUUGGAUGCAGCUGAGGAGGAAGCGGCUAAGAAGGCCAGAACGGAGCAACCAGCUCCAAACUCACCUGCACCUCCGGUGCUUGAUGGAGCUAUGAUCGCGCAGAUCGCUGCAAUGGUAACAGCGAGUCUGAGUGUUGGUGACUUGGAGAAGCUGCUGGAUGAGAAGAGAAGGGCAUCUGCUUCUGGCAGUGCUCAGGGAUCUGAGCAUAGCGGUGCUCAGCAGGACCAGCAGAUGGGCCAACGGGUUGCUGAGUUGGAUCAGAUGAGGGAUGCGGCACAGGAGCGCCGAUCCCAGCUGGUUGAGAAAGCCUCUGAGAAGGCUGAUGAGGCGAAGGAUGCAGCUGAUCUGAAGUGA
Messenger RNA from Symbiodinium sp. CCMP2592, 4421 nucleotides. Lineage: Eukaryota; Dinophyceae; Suessiales; Symbiodiniaceae. The record is from the annotation of a GenBank genome assembly.